Physella acuta is the source of this 661-nucleotide messenger RNA. RefSeq names its product spore coat protein SP85-like. The record is from RefSeq and is a predicted model, not a curated record. Gene Ontology annotation, cellular component: extracellular region. Gene Ontology annotation, molecular function: protein binding. NCBI's taxonomy places the organism in Eukaryota, Metazoa, Mollusca, Gastropoda, Physidae. Gene Ontology annotation, biological process: cell differentiation; multicellular organism development.
CCCGUGCUCAAGUCCUGGACACGCAAUCAGCUGCUGAAGUCAUGUCUUUGAAAUUAACCACAGCCGUUCUAGUCACCGCUUGCCUUAUGGCGUGUGUUGACAUAGCGAGAUCAGACGACGAUGAAACCCUUAUUAGGAGUUGGUGCCCCUCACGAUGCCCCUCGACGCCCAGGCCAGUGUGUGGCAGUGAUGGCGUCACGUACACCAACGCCUGCCAGCUACAGGCCACCAGCUGCCAGAGGUGGUUGCUGAAGUGGGUUGUCGUGGCCUACCCCGGCCCGUGUGUCGGAACAACCCCGGCUGGCCUGGAGGCUAAUCCACCAACAGAUGCCCCGACAAAUCCACCAACUGAUGCCCCGACUAAUCCACCAACAGAUGCCCCGACAAAUCCACCAACAGAUGCCCCGACUAAUCCACCAACAGAUGCCCCGACUAAUCCACCAACUGAUGCCUCGACUAAUCCACCAACUGAUGCCCCGACUAAUCCACCAACUAAUGCCCCGACUAAUCCACCAACUGAUGCCCCGACUAAUCCACCAACUGAUGUCCCGACUAAUCCACCAACAGAUACCACAUCUAAUCCAUAAUCAGAUCUGUUGAAAAUCUUAUCGGUGAAUCCAAGUAUCCUUGGCAUUAUAUCAACUACCAAAUACUAAUAAAA